AUGAAGCCGGUGGUGGGGAUCGUAGUGUCGAACAAGAUGCAAAAGUCGGUGGUGGUGGCGGUGGACCGGUUGUUCCACCACAAGAUUUACAAUCGCUACGUCAAGCGCACCAGCAAGUUCAUGGCUCACGACGAGAGCAACGAAUGCAACAUCGGCGACCGGGUUAGAUUGGAUCCUUCAAGGCCACUGAGCAAAAGAAAGCACUGGGUUGUUGCUGAGAUAUUGCAGAAAGCUAGAAUCUAUGUUCGACCAUCUCUGGCAGCUCCAUCUCCUGGAGAACAAUCUGCUGCUUCUAAAACAACUGAAACUGUUCCUUCUUCUUAG
This is a messenger RNA of Musa acuminata AAA Group (dessert banana), 324 nucleotides long. RefSeq lists its product as uncharacterized. Gene Ontology annotation, molecular function: structural constituent of ribosome. The transcript has 2 exons. Gene Ontology annotation, cellular component: ribosome. The record is from RefSeq and is a predicted model, not a curated record. The coding region runs from base 1 to 324 and encodes 107 amino acids. Gene Ontology annotation, biological process: translation. Lineage: Eukaryota; Viridiplantae; Streptophyta; Magnoliopsida; Zingiberales; Musaceae.